This is a messenger RNA of Anarrhichthys ocellatus (wolf-eel), 603 nucleotides long. It is a transcript of the gene terb2, whose product is annotated as telomere repeat binding bouquet formation protein 2. The transcript is spliced from 7 exons. Bases 1 to 603 code for a protein of 200 amino acids. Gene Ontology annotation, biological process: meiotic attachment of telomere to nuclear envelope; homologous chromosome pairing at meiosis. The record is from RefSeq and is a predicted model, not a curated record. Gene Ontology annotation, cellular component: nuclear inner membrane. NCBI's taxonomy places the organism in Eukaryota, Metazoa, Chordata, Actinopteri, Perciformes, Anarhichadidae.
AUGUUCAGCAAUAAGUCUGCCUGGUUUUCCAGCAGUGUGCCACAGGCACGUCAUAACUUUUGGAUAUUGGAGGGUGGGACUGUUGCUGGUUGGAGAACAGCAGAUUACCUUUUCAGUGAGGAUGCUGCAUGUGCUGAUACACUGAGGAUAUUUGAGAGCAAAGAUUGUCUUUGGAACAAGGUUGUGGUUUUUCACAGCUUGUUUCUGUCUGCCUGUGAGAAGCGGCAGAGUGUGAGGUCUGUGUGCAUUGGUCAUUAUGUGCUGCCUCCGGCCUCAGUACAGGAGGAGGUGAGACACGUGGUUGGGAGGUUGAUUUGGGAGUGUGAGGAUGAGCAGUCGGUGGCAAAGGGUUUCCAUACGAGUUUUACUAUCCAGACAGAAGAUGAAUCCUGUGAAGUCAGCAGAAGCGACUCUGAAGCACCUGACACAGAUGCAUCAGAAAGUGAAGCCCCUCUGCAUGCUCAUCAUCCAGUUAGUAACACGCUCUCAGGGUAUGUCAGCAUUGACAAGCUGCAGAAAUAUUCAGGUGAUCUGUGUGAUUUCCACCCCGGAUGUUUCAGAUGCUCCAACCGUAAAGCCCACUGCUGCCUGCCGCACGCAUAA